AUGGCAUCAUUGAGAUUGCCCCUCCCCCGCCAGCUUCGGCUGGCUGCCCCGAGGUCAAGGAUCGCCGCCCGCCAGACACCAGCUUCCUCGUGGGUUUGCAACUCAUGUGCCUCAAGCUCGGCAUCCUCUCGGAUUCCCCGUGUGAGGACAUUCAGCGCCUUCGCAUCUCUCCAGCAUGCCACCAGUGCGAAGAUCAGCUCAGUGGACCCCUCCCUUGAACCGCUCCAGAGGCCCGAGUCCUUUAUCCCCCGACACAUCGGCCCUGACGUUACCGAUGCCGAGGCCAUGUUAAAGGCGCUCGACCCUCCGGCAAGGUCAAUUGAUGAGUUCAUUGCCCAGGUUGUCCCUCCGGAUGUCAUCUCCGAGAGGAAGACCUUUGCCUGGGACAAUGAGGGCCCCAUGGAUGAGACCAAGAUUAUGGCGAGAGCCACGGCGUGGGCCAAGGCCAACGAGGCCGCUCCCAAGCCUCUCAUUGGUGCCGGAUACAACCCCAGCGUCACGCCCCGUGUUAUUCAGACCAAUGUACUAGAGAGCCCUGCCUGGUACACGAGUUACACGCCCUACCAACCGGAAAUCAGCCAGGGUCGUCUUGAGUCGCUGCUCAACUACCAGACCAUGGUGUCCGAUCUGACUGGACUCCCCAUUUCCAACGCCAGUUUGUUGGAUGAGGGUACGGCCGCCGCCGAGGCCAUGACUCUGUCCAUGAAUGCUCUCUCAUCAUCCCGGGCCAAGAGACCGGGCAAGACCUUUGUCGUUUCACAUCUCGUUCACCCUCAGUCUAUUUCCGUUCUCCAGAGCAGAGCUCAGGGAUUCGGCAUAAAGGUCGAGGUUAUUGACGUGAGCGCCGCAGACUCUGUGGAGAAGAUUAAGGCGCUAGGACAGGACUUGAUUGGUGUCAUGGUCCAGUAUCCCGACACCAAGGGCAAGGUCGAGGACUUCAAGGGACUCUCCGACCUCGUUCACUCCCAAGGUGCCCUCCUCAGCGCCGCCACCGACCUGCUGGCUUUGACGGUCCUCACGCCCCCUGGCGAAUGGGGUGCUGAUAUUGCCUUUGGCAGUGCCCAGCGUUUCGGCGUUCCUCUCGGCUUUGGUGGACCCCAUGCCGCGUUCUUUGCCGUCAAGGAAGCCCACAAGCGCCGUAUGCCCGGCCGGCUGGUCGGGGUCUCCAAGGACCGAAACGGCAAUCGUGCCUUGAGACUGGCUCUGCAAACCCGUGAGCAACACAUUCGUCGCGAGAAGGCCACCAGCAACGUUUGCACUGCCCAGGCUCUUUUGGCCAACAUGGCUGCCUUGUUUGCCGUCUACCACGGACCUGAGGGCCUGAAGGAGAUUGCUUCGAGAUUGGUCCGUCUUGCCCGUGGAGUCCAGGCUGUCGCCGAGGCUUCGGGUUUGGAGACCGAGCAGAGUAGCGCCAGCCCUGACGGCAAGGUCCUUUUCGACACCGUCGUCAUUAAGGCUAGUGACCGUUCCCAGAAGAUCCUGGAGGAGGCCAAGAAGGCUGGCCUAGGCUUCCGUGAUUACGGAAACGGUGACAUUGGUAUCAGCGUCAACGAGCAUGUCACUGAGGAGGUGUUCAAGUCCAUCGCCGCUGUCCUCGGCAGCGCUACCGGCACUCAGACCACCGAGAUUGCGAGCAAGGCCUACGGUGCUCUCACUAAGGAUGUCACCGAACUUCUUCCCGAGACUCUGCGCCGUCAGUCUGCAUACCUCACACACCCCGUCUUCAACACCCACCGCAGCGAGACUGAGAUCCUUCGCUACAUCCACUACCUCCAGUCCAAGGAUCUGUCUCUCGUUCACUCCAUGAUCCCUCUCGGAUCCUGCACCAUGAAGCUGAACGGUGCGACCGAGAUGGCUCUGAUUACCCUUCCCGGCUUCUCCACCAUCCACCCUCACACACCCGCCAGCGAGCUCCCGGGCUACAACGCCUUGAUUGAGAGUCUUUCUGAGCAACUGAAGGGCAUCACUGCCAUGGAUGCCGUCUCCCUGCAGCCCAACUCUGGCGCUCAAGGCGAAUUUGCCGGUCUUCAGGCCAUCCGCAAGCACCUCCAGGCACAACCCGGCGGCGAGAAGCGUGACAUUUGCUUGAUCCCUGUUUCCGCCCACGGCACCAACCCCGCGUCCGCUGCCAUGGCCGGCAUGCGCGUCGUCCCCAUCAAGUGCGAUCAAAAGACCGGAAACUUGGACAUUGAGGACUUGGAAGCCAAGUGCAAGAAGCACGCCGAGGAGUUGGGUGCUUUCAUGGUCACCUAUCCUAGCACCUACGGAGUCUACGAACCCGCCGUGAAGAAGGCUUGUGAACUCGUUCACAAGUACGGUGGUCAGGUCUACAUGGACGGUGCCAACAUGAACGCCCAGAUCGGCAUUGCCUCGCCCGGCGAGAUCGGUGCCGACGUCUGCCAUCUCAACCUCCACAAGACUUUCUGCAUUCCCCACGGCGGUGGUGGCCCCGGUGUCGGACCCAUCUGCGUCAAGGAGCAUCUCGCUCCCUUCCUGCCCGGUCUUGCCCACGAUGCCGACCAGGCCAUGGUUUCCAGCGCUCCCUUCGGCAGCGCCGGUAUCCUGCCCAUUAGCUGGGCAUACAACGCACUGAUGGGCAACGACGGCCUGCGCCUCGCCACCAAGACCGCCAUCCUCAACGCCAACUACAUCCUCGCCCGCCUCAAGCCCCACUACAAGAUCCUCUACACCAACGAGAACGGCCGCUGCGCACACGAGUUCAUCCUUGACGCUCGUCCCUUCAUCACCACCGCCGGCGUCGAGGCCAUCGACAUCGCCAAGCGUCUCCAGGACUACGGCUUCCACGCCCCGACCAUGAGCUUCCCCGUCGCCAACACGCUCAUGAUCGAGCCCACGGAGAGUGAGAGCAAGGAGGAGCUCGACCGCUUCGUCGACGCCCUCAUUAGCAUCCGCGAGGAGAUUCGCGAGGUCGAGGAGGGCAAGCAGCCGCGUGAGGGCAACGUCCUCCGGAUGGCACCUCACCCCCAGAUGGACGUUAUUCUGGGUGAUGGCGAGGGCAAGUGGGACCGUCCUUACUCCCGUGAGAAGGCUGCGUAUCCCUUGCCUCACCUCAAGGAGAAGAAGUUCUGGCCUAGCGUAGCUCGCGUUGACGACACAUACGGUGACACUCACCUCUUCUGCACUUGCCCUCCCGUCGAGGACACUACGCAAGAGUAA
Molecule: messenger RNA, 3177 nt
Organism: Colletotrichum orchidophilum
Lineage: Eukaryota; Fungi; Ascomycota; Sordariomycetes; Glomerellales; Glomerellaceae
Product: glycine dehydrogenase
Exons: 2
Coding region: 1-3177 (1058 amino acids)
Biological process (GO): glycine decarboxylation via glycine cleavage system
Cellular component (GO): mitochondrion; glycine cleavage complex
Molecular function (GO): pyridoxal phosphate binding; glycine dehydrogenase (decarboxylating) activity; glycine binding
Source: RefSeq, a predicted model, not a curated record